AUGGCGACUCUGCGCAGCCAAGGUGUGCGCCUGAUUAUCUAUCUGGACGACCUGCUGAUUAUGGCAUCGUCGGCGGCGGAAGCACUGGAGCACUUGCGCCGGGCAAUUCAGUUGUUACAUCAACUGGGAUUUCUCAUCAACUUCAAGAAGUCGGUGUUGACUCCUGCCCAGAACAUCUCAUUCUUGGGCUUCGAAGUGGACUCUCGUGCCAUGGAGAUGCGGGUGCCUCCGGAGAAGAUCCGGAAGCUUCGCCAGGAGUGCACCAAGCUUCUGCUGCAGCCACGGGUGACUGUUCGCACGUUAGCCUGUCUGUUGGGGCGCUUGACAUCCCUUUCUCCGGGUCUGCUAACAGCGCCGCUCCGUUACCGGCAUCUGCAGGAGCUCAAGAUCCUAGCUCUUCGCGAGUCCCAGUCUUACGAGGCGACCGUCCAGUGGACACCCGACGCCAGGCUGGAUUUACAGUGGUGGAAAGAGCGACUGUCCGACUGGAACGGGAAGUCAUUGGUUCGCCCACCCUGCAAUCUGGUGGUGUUCUCGGAUGCGUCCCUCGAUGGCUGGGGAGCAGUGUGCAGGGAUCAACAGGUGGGCGGCCGGUGGACUCGGGCAGAGCAUUCCAUGCACAUCAAUGCCCUCGAGUUGACAGCGGCGUUUCUGGCACUUCAGGCCUUCCACCGGGUGGCGUUGGACCGUCCGCUUCAUGUUCGCCUGUUUGUGGACAAUACCACUUGCCAGGCUUACCUCAACAAGAUGGGCGGCACACAUGCCCCGCACUUGUCCCAGCUGGCCUGCCAGGUGUGGGAGUGGUGUCUGGAACGUGGCAUCACAGUUCAAGCCGAGUACAUACUGUCGGCGGAGAACCCGGCCGAUGCCCCGUCCCGUCAGGGGGUCGAUUCGAGCGACUGGAUGCUCGAUCCAGUAGUGUUCCGGGGCCUUUGCCAACACUUCCAGGUGCAGCCGGCGAUCGACCUGUUUGCGUCACGGACCAAUGCCCAGUUGGACAGCUUUGUGUCCUGGGGGCCCCAACCCGGAGCACUGGAUGUGGAUGCUCUUGCCAUAUCAUGGGCCGAUCAAUGCCUGUAUGCGUUUCCACCCUUUGCUCUCUUGCCGAGGGUUCUGCACAAAGUGCGCCAGUCCCCGGGGUGCAGAGUGUUGCUGGUGGCACCAGUGUGGGAUGCGCAGCCAUGGUAUCCGCUCCUGCUCCAUCUUCUGGUAGCAUGUCCAGUUCUAUUACCGGGCCAUCCAGCGCUCCUCACCUCACCGCUGGAUCAACCUCAUCCCAUGGUGCUGGGCGGUCAUCUCCAACUAGCCGGCUGGCUCAUCUCUCCCGAUCCUAUGCGGCGGCAGGCCUUUCAUCAGGCACUAUUGCCCUCAUCCUGGGAUCAUGGCGGGACUCCACCAACUCGGCCUAUUCGUCAGCAUGGACAGCUUGGCACAGUUGGUGUUCUGAACGGCGGAUUGAUUCCUUUCAGCCGCCUGUGUCACAACUGCUUCCAGGAGUAUGUCAGGCGCACAGCUCCUCACCGUCAGACUGCUCAUCCGCAGAUUUUCCUCAGCCUGCGGCAGCCUUUCAAGCCGGUGACAUCGUCCUCUAUAGCCAGGUGGAUAAAGGAUGGUAUGACUGCGGCCGGAGUGGACACAGCGAUAUUCUCAGCCCAUUCGUUGCGUGGGGCUGCUACAUCGGCCGCGCAUGCCGGUGGGGUAUCCUUAGCGGAUAUCUUGCACCAAGCCGAUUGGUCAUCAGCAUCUACCUUUCGGCGUUUCUAUCUGUUGCCAGUGGACGCGAGCCCUGCACGGACAGCGGCAGAUCAGUUCACGGCCACGGUUCUUCGACGGACUUAG
This is a messenger RNA of Sycon ciliatum, 1839 nucleotides long. RefSeq lists its product as uncharacterized. The record is from RefSeq and is a predicted model, not a curated record. Lineage: Eukaryota; Metazoa; Porifera; Calcarea; Leucosolenida; Sycettidae. Gene Ontology annotation, molecular function: DNA binding. Bases 1 to 1839 code for a protein of 612 amino acids. The transcript is spliced from 2 exons. Gene Ontology annotation, biological process: DNA recombination; DNA integration.